AUGACGGCCAGCAGUAUGAAGAACUCUCUGACUUUUUGUCGCAAGUACACAAAAAGUCUGGCCUGUCCCGGCAUGCCGAUGAUCAUGCCGUGUGUAGAGUCAUCAAGAGUUAUCGCCACGAGUGUCAUGUAUUUCAAGUUUGAGAAAAUUCCGUCGAGUGCCAAGUAUUCGAUCGCCGAAAUCGAAGUGUUUGGAGAUGAAACUUUGACCCACGUGUACACCUACAUCGGAUGCUUUGCAGUAUUCAAAGGCCAGAAGAUAAUAGGCGACUACUCUUUCUCGUCGUGCGUCAGCGAAUGUCAAAAACGCGCAAAGGCGAACAUCGUGUUCGCAUUUAAGAAAAGAACGCUUUGCUACUACGGAGCCGAACCCGAAGAGAAGGUACCGCAAAGAUACUGCCAUCUAGCUUGUGACGGCAGCGUUGAAGAUUCCCAGAAGAUCUGCGGUGGAAAUAGAUUCUACUCUGUGUAUUCUGGUAUAGUCACCGAGAAGACACUGAUGGGUUGUUUUAGGCAAAUGAAGUAUGAAAGGGGUGCCAAACAUCACAAAAUUGAGAUCAACCCAUUGACCCCUUACGGAUCCUGCCUUCUCAUGUGCAAAAAAAUGCAACCACAACAUUUUGCUAUCAAGAAUGGCAAGCAAUGCCUAUGCGGGAAUCUGUUCCUCCCGAACGAGCUGCUACCUCUCUCAAAGUGCGAUGUCGUCUGCGUGGACAACCCGAAGAAAUCAUGCGGUGGCCGUGAUUCUUAUUCGGUUUACUCGAUUUUCAACGUCUACAACUUCUCGGAACCGCCGCGCGUAAACAGAUUCUGCAUGAACGAAGAGCCAUUCAACAACGAAACCUGUGUACCUGGCAAGUGCCAAAAUGGAUGGUCGGGACCGCUCUGCGAUGAAACCGACCUACUGACCGAAUGCCAGCAUCCAGAAAGAAGAAUAAUAUACAGGAAUGGAUCUUUCGGCGAAAUAGUGGACAAUAUGACUUUCUCGUCUAGCGACGAUGACAGCAACAGUACUGCUGACGGAAACAAAAAUGACCAAAGCAUCAAUAUGGUCACAGUCGGGAUCACUCUUUCCGUUAUAUCAUUCCUUCUUCUGCUCUUCGGAGUUCUCUUUGCCUAUUUCAAAAGGCAGUCGAAAAAAAUUGAGCAGGCGUUAGCCCUUAAAACAAAUCGGAGAAUCGGUUACUUUUAA
Messenger RNA from Helobdella robusta, 1191 nucleotides. RefSeq lists its product as hypothetical. NCBI's taxonomy places the organism in Eukaryota, Metazoa, Annelida, Clitellata, Rhynchobdellida, Glossiphoniidae. Gene Ontology annotation, cellular component: plasma membrane. Bases 1 to 1191 code for a protein of 396 amino acids. The transcript is spliced from 8 exons. The record is from RefSeq and is a predicted model, not a curated record.